Miscanthus lutarioriparius is the source of this 663-nucleotide messenger RNA. Lineage: Eukaryota; Viridiplantae; Streptophyta; Magnoliopsida; Poales; Poaceae. The record is from the annotation of a GenBank genome assembly.
AUGGACAAAGGCAAAAGCACCGCCGUUACUAGCUCUGAAGCCAUGUGGGUGUCGGCCAAGGAGCUCUUCGGCAUCGAGUCAGACAGCGACGAGGAGUGGCGCCCGGCGACGUCGUCGAAGGCCCACGCCCCCGCGCGCGGAGUGUACGAGGGCGCCAGCGCCUCGGCCGCCGGCGCCGUCGGCGCGUCGUCAAGCAACGCGCCCGCCGAGACGCAGCAGGUCGCGCCCUUCGAAGACGGGCAGUACGUGCGCCUCCGCAACCGCGGCCGCGGCGGGUACCUCUUCGCCAACGAGGACGGGCGGGGCGUCUCCAUCGACCACCGCCGCCACAUGGUCAACACGGCGUGGGUCGUGCAGGUCCUCACCGCGCGCGUCCUCCUCCGCGGCGCCUACGGCCGGUACCUCUCCGCCACGGGCAGCGCAGCGCGAUCCGGGCACAUCGGCGGCUACGUCGCGCAGUGCAACCUCGAGUUUCUGGACGACCACCGCAUCGAAUGGUCGGUCACCAGGGGGAAGCGCGGCAGCGUCGUGCUCCUCCGCGCCACGGACGGCGGCCCGUGUGCGCUCCGGGCGAACGGGCGGUACCUGCGGUGGAACAAGGGCGUCACCUACGGGUGCGCAUCAGCUCCAUGCUGGAGGGGGAGGUCCAGGUCAUCCCCCUGA